Candidozyma pseudohaemuli is the source of this 1332-nucleotide messenger RNA. RefSeq lists its product as uncharacterized. Bases 1 to 1332 code for a protein of 443 amino acids. NCBI's taxonomy places the organism in Eukaryota, Fungi, Ascomycota, Pichiomycetes, Serinales, Metschnikowiaceae. The transcript has a single exon. The record is from RefSeq and is a predicted model, not a curated record.
AUGUCCUUUGUUUCAAGGUACGACACUGGUGAUCGGGAAGAAAUCGAUGAGCUCGUCGACUUCCUCGAUGCCUUUUGGAAAAAAGAACAUAUAGAUGGCCUUGAGAACUACCUCUUGAACGAGCUCCAAUUUGCCAAUAUCGAGUCUCCUGUGGAACUCCGGAUGCACGAUUCUUACCACAUUGCCAUUCUUUUAUUUUGGGAGGUGUUUGAGCUGAAUAGCUUUAACGAAGUGUCUUCAGUCGCUAGAGAAGAGAUUGUAGCCCUCUGGGAAAGGUUUAUAAAAGUCAUAAACAUCAAGUCCGUUCUUGAGUUUCUUCCACUAAAACGGUUUCUUCUGAUAAUGGAAGAUACAGGUUCUUUGGAGGUUCUUACAGGAGCGGUGAAUAUUCUCGCAUGGUUGGUAUCUGAGGAUGAAGGUGAAGAAACAUCGGACUUCCUUGAUUAUACUCAGUUUCUCGGAGAAGUGCUCAAAUGGUACUUGACUGAAAAUUCGGCUGGUGAAUGCGUGGAUUCUUUGUUUGAAUUGCUUCAUGAAUGUCUGGAUGACGCUUUAGAUAAAGCUAUUGAGCUCUUGGAUAAGUCCAUUGAUGAGCUACCUCUAGUGUAUAAUUCUGCCAAGAUGGAGAGGUACCAUGAAGUAUUUGAGAUUGUGUUGGAUCGAGAACAUGAGAUUCCAGAAUCUCUUCUUCUGAUGGUGGUUUGUAUGGCUGAUUUAGAGGAAUUCAGUGAGCAGAAUGGUGAUCUAGAGACGCUAAUAGAAUACUACACUGCCUUGUGGGAGAUUCUGGAAAAAUCACCAAACAUGUUCCCCAUGCUUGAGUCCAGGAUUCGAGCUAUAUUGGGCUUACUAGAGAGAGGUUUGGAUGAGUUAUCUGUUGAGCCGAGUCUAGCACGUUUUUUUGAAAAGCUCACAAGUUGUACUAGCCAUUAUGUCAAUCAAUGGGCAAAGCAAGAAGAUUCCAUGAAGCGGAUUAUUCGAAAACUUAGUUUCAAGGAGCCCCAGCACCUCAAGGUUUUGGAGAUUAUCAAUUACAGCUUCAUCGAGGAUAAGUGCACAUUCUUCAAUGAUAAGCUCCAGACGUUAGUUCUAUCAAAAGAUACCGACGCAAGAAGGGCAAUUUUGGGGGUUAUGAAGGAUCCAGAAUUUUUUGCUAUGUUUGCUAGUAACGGCCAGUUGUCCAUGGAUGUAUUUCGGCAAAUGGAGGAGCCUCUACUCCAUGAGUACCUUGUUAGCCUAUCUCAACACUCCCAUUCGUAUGAGUAUCUUCUUGAAAAUACGACAGGAGCAGUGAGGGUGUAUUGGAAAAUGGUGAAGGGUGACUAUAGAUGA